AUGCCGGCGGCGACAACAAAGCUCCGAGAAAUAGAAGUGAUGAUAAUCUCGGCGCAAGACCUGAAGAACGUGAAGCACGUGACGCAGGUAAGAGCGUACGCGGUGGUGUACGUGGAGAAGGAAUACCACGCUGCAAGGACGGGCGUGGACGAGCAGGGCGGGACCAGCCCCACGUGGAACGAGGUCGUCAAGGUGAAGUUCCGGGAGGACCUGCUGGAGAACGACGUGCUAGCGGCGCUGAACGUGGACAUCUACGCGCAAGGGCGCGUGAGGGAGAAGCCGGUGGGCAGCGCCAGGGUGCUGCUGUGCGACGUUUUGAAGGGCGGGGACGAGCGGGAGCCGGCGGAUAAUCCAGUGCAGUGCAUGACGGUGCAAGUGUGGAGGCCGUCUGGUAGGCCCCACGGGCUGCUGAACCUGUGGGUCCCGCCGACAGGGAGGUUCUUGAUGAGGAGGGAGUCUUUAUCGUUUAGUGCGAGGGAAGCGGUGGACGGUGAAGAGGUGGAGGUGGAAGAGGAGCCUGUGGUGAAAGGUGGCGAGGAGGCAUAG
This is a messenger RNA of Prunus persica (peach), 546 nucleotides long. RefSeq lists its product as uncharacterized. Lineage: Eukaryota; Viridiplantae; Streptophyta; Magnoliopsida; Rosales; Rosaceae. The transcript has a single exon. Gene Ontology annotation, biological process: defense response. Bases 1 to 546 code for a protein of 181 amino acids. The record is from RefSeq and is a predicted model, not a curated record.